This is a messenger RNA of Topomyia yanbarensis, 702 nucleotides long. RefSeq lists its product as uncharacterized. The coding region runs from base 1 to 702 and encodes 233 amino acids. The record is from RefSeq and is a predicted model, not a curated record. The transcript has 2 exons. Lineage: Eukaryota; Metazoa; Arthropoda; Insecta; Diptera; Culicidae.
AUGUAUCUGCUAGCACGCCGGGGGUUCGGUCAGGAACAGGAUAAUUGCCAAGAUGGUCCACCAACCAAUGUCACUGUCAAAUUGCCCCCGCUGAUCGUGAAGUCUAUCCCUCUGGAGCAGCUGCAGAAGGUCCUGCAUGCAAAGGGCAUCAGUGCUCAAUUUAAGCUUACCAGAAUUGGCAUCAAGGUGAUGCUACAGACAAUGGACGAGUAUCUGAACCAGCAUAAAGCGCAGUUUUUCACCGACGACAUGCCUUCAGAGAAACCUUUCAAGGCUGUCGUUAGAGGUCUACCAGUGAUGCAACCUGAAGACAUCAAAUCCGAGCUGGAGGAGCGGUACAAACUACAACCCUUAGCAGUGUAUGUAAUCGCUAGGAAGAAGAAAGAAAAUUACGAGUACAGGGAUUGUCUCUACCUCGUACAUUUUCGAAAAGGCACAGUGACUCUUGGUGCCCUGAAAGCAGCGAAAUUUAUCGGCAAUGUCGUUGUCUCGUGGGAACCGCACCGUGGCAUUUACAAAGAUGUCACGCAGUGUAUGCGGUGUCUCCACUUCGGACAUGGAACACGAAAUUGUCAUCCAGCUGUCCUAUUGAAGGAGCAGUGCGGUAUAAAUGUGCUAACUGUGGAAAGCAUCAUCGUGCAAUGGAUCGAAUUUGUAAAUCACGUGAAGAUUAUAAGAAAAUCCGGAACGAAGCGUCAAUGA